Messenger RNA from Pseudophryne corroboree (corroboree frog), 29695 nucleotides. Its product is annotated as mucin-3B-like. The record is from RefSeq and is a predicted model, not a curated record. The transcript is spliced from 54 exons. Gene Ontology annotation, molecular function: ErbB-2 class receptor binding; calcium ion binding. Bases 263 to 29299 code for a protein of 9678 amino acids. Lineage: Eukaryota; Metazoa; Chordata; Amphibia; Anura; Myobatrachidae. Gene Ontology annotation, biological process: cell-matrix adhesion; regulation of signaling receptor activity.
CCAGCAGCGUCCCACAGGUACUCCUGUUUCCGCUCUCCCCACUGUGAUCUUACUGGCUCUGCCUCGAGCCCAACUCCGGUGCUGCUCCUGCGGCUCCCUCCACGGCCAGUUCACUUGCCCUUCUCUCGCCUCCGUGCUCUAGUCACCAGGCCCGGCCACACGGAGCUGUAAUCAUGCUCUCCUGCUGCUCAAGCAGCGUUUGUUGGAGCCCUGCUAAAACACGGCCACCGGAAGCUGAAGUUUUGAUUUUUAAUGAGACUUCAUGAUAGAUUUUUCUACCACUGAAGCACAAAGCAGAGGAAAACCAGAGACAAGAGUAGCUGAGAAAUACUCCACAGCAAGACAUAAUCAAAAUCAAAAUUCAAAAUCAAAAAAUCAUGAAUUUAGGAGUAAUUCUGCAGCAGCUCAAAACACAAGUGAUAACAAAUCUACAGCUAUGAUAAGCAUUAAUGUUACUUCAGGGGGCAUGUCAAUAGCUGACUCAAUAUCUAGCACAACAACUGGACUAGAUACAGCUGUCAUAGGUACCAAUAAUAAAUCUGAAUUAAUUACAUCUGGAUACAUAUCAACUAUGGAGGCAAGCACAUAUGUUGCAUCUGAACAAAAUACUGAUGGAGACAUCCCAACAACUGAGAUUAUCAGCAUUUCAUUAGAUGUAAGUACAAAUGGAGUCAUCUCAAAUGAAGUGACCAUUACCAACACUGCAAAUGAACAAAGUACAUCUGAUGUCAUAGAAACAUCUGAGAUAUAUGUCAGCACUGCAUUUGAACUCAGUACUGAUUUAUCAACAGAUGAGAUCAUUUCCAGCCCUGUAUAUGAACAAGAUACAUCUGAAGACAUAUCAACAUCUGAAGUAAAAAUCAGCACUGCAUUAGAACUCAGUACAGUUCCAGACAUAUCAACAGAUGAGCUAAUUACCAAUACUGCAUCUGAAGUUAUAUCUACAGCUAAGAUAAAUGUCAGCACAGCACCUGAACUCAGUUCAAUUGCAAGCAUAUCAACUGAUGAGGUGAUAACCAACACUACAUCUAUAAUCAAUACAUCUGGAGAAAUAAUAACAGGUCAUAUAAGCACAGACAGAGACAUAUCUACAGCUGAAAUAAGAACCAGCACUGCAUCUGAAACAAAAACAUUUGGAGACACAUCUACAGCUGAACUAGGAACCAGCACUGCAUCUGAACCAAGCACAUUUAAAGACAUAUCAACAAAAGAGAUAACAACGAAGAUAAUUACCAGCAAUCCAUCUGAACUAUAUUCAUCUGUAGUCAUGUCAACAGAAACAAUAAUUACCAGCAUUACACCUGAACUAAGUACAGAUAUAGACAAAUCGACAUCUGAAAUAAAAAGAACCACUGCAUCUGGAAAAAAAUCAACACUGGAGAAAACUACAGGCAGUGAUUCUGAUAUAAGUACCAUUGACGACAAAACAACAGCUGAGAAAAUGUCCACUAUUACACCAGAAGUUACAACUGAAGAAAUAUCAACAAAUAUUGUUACCAGUAUGGCAGCUCAACAAAGUACAUCUGGCAAAAUAUCAACAGCAGAGAAAACUACAAGCAGUGCUUCUGAUGUAAGUACAGUUGAUUAUAAAUCAACAUCUCAAAAACAUACAAGUAGUACACUUGCAAUAGGUACAACUGUGGGUAUAUCAGCACAGGAAAUAAUUACCAGUACUGCAGCUCAACCAACUACAUCUGCACAAAUUUCAACGUCUGAGAUAAUUACCAGUAGUACACCAAAACAAAGUACAGUUGGACACCUAUCAACAGAUGAGAUAAGGACCAAUACUAUCCCUGAGCAAAGUACUGCUGUAAAUUUAUCAACCAUGGAGAUAACUAAAAGCACUGCAUCUGUAGAAAGCACAACUGAAGACAAAGUAUCAGCUGAGAUAAAUACCAGCACUAUACAUUAUCAAAGUACAGUUGUAGACAAAUCAACAUCUGAGAAAAUAACCACCACUGCAUCUCAGCAAAGUACAGUAGGAAACAUAACAACAGUUGAUGCAUUUACCAGUCCUGUUUCUGUUCUAAGUACAGUUGUUGAUAAUUCAACAGCUGAGCAAAUAAACACUAUAACACCAGAAGAAGUUACAACUGAAGAAAUAUCAACAGAAAUUGUUACUAGUAUGGCAGCUCAACAAAGUACAUCUGGUAAAAUAUCAACAGCGGAGAAAACUACAAGCAGUGCUUCCGAUGUAGGUACAGUUGAUGAUAAAUUCACAUCUCAAAAACAUACAAGUAGUUCACCUGGGAUAGUUACAACUGUAGCUAUAUCAAAGGAGGAAACAAUUACCAGUACUGCUGCUCAACCAACUACAUCUGCACAAAUUUCAACUGCAGAGAUAAUUACCAGUAGUACACCAAAACAAAGUACAGUUGGACACAUAUCAACAGAUGAGAUAAGGACCACUACUAUCCCUGAGCAAAGUACUGCUGUAGAUUUAUCAACCAUGAAGAUAACUAAAAGCACUGCAUCUGUAGAAAGCACAACUGAAGACAAAGUAUCAGCUGAGAUAAGAACCAGCACUACACAUGAUCAAAGUACAGCUGUAGACAAAUCAACAUCUGAGAAAAUAACCACCACUGCAUCUCAUCAAAGUACAGUAGGAAACAUAACAACAGUUGCUGCAUUUACCAGUCCUGUUUCUGUUCUAAGUACAGUUGUUGAUAAUUCAACAGCUGAGCAAAUAAACACUAUAACACCAGAAGAAGUUACAACUGAAGAAAUAUCAACAGAAAUUGUUACUAGUAUGGCAGCUCAACAAAGUACAUCUGAUAAAAUAUCAACAGCGGAGAAAACUCCAAGCAGUUCUUCUGAUUUAAGUACAGUUGAUGAUAAAUCCACAUCUCAAAAACAUACAAGUAGUACACCUGCAAUAGGUACAACUGUGCGUAUAUCAACACAGGAUAUAAUUACCAGUACUGCAUCUCAACCAACUACAUCUGCACAAAUUUCAACAUCUGAGAUAAUUACCAGUAGUACACCAAAACAAAGUACAGUUGGACACAUAUCAACAGAUGAGAUAAGGACCACCACUAUCCCUGAGCAAAGUACUGCUGUAGAUUUAUCAACCAUGAAGAUAACUAAAAGCACUGCAUCUGUAGAAAGCACAACUGAAUACAAAGUAUCAGCUGAGAUAAGAACAAGCACUACAUAUGAUCAAAGUACAGUUGUAGACAAAUCAACAUCUGAGAAAAUAACCACCACUGCAUCUCAUCAAAGUACAGUAGGAAACAUAACAACAGUUGCUGCAUUUACCAGUCCUGCUUCUGUUCUAAGUACAGUUGUUGAUAAUUCAACAGCUGAGCAAAUAAACACUAUAACACCAGAAGAAGUUACAACUGAAGAAAUAUCAACAGAAAUUGUUACUAGUAUGGCAGCUCAACAAAGUACAUCUGAUAAAAUAUCAACAGCGGAGAAAACUCCAAGCAGUUCUUCUGAUUUAAGUACAGUUGAUGAUAAAUCCACAUCUCAAAAACAUACAAGUAGUACACCUGCAAUAGGUACAACUGUGCGUAUAACAACACAGAAUAUAAUUACCAGUACUGCAGCUCAACCAACUACAUCUGCACAAAUUUCAACUGCAGAGAUAAUUACCAGUAGUACACCAAAACAAAGUACAGUUGGACACAUAUCAACAGAUGAGAUAAGGACCACUACUAUCCCUGAGCAAAGUACUGCUGUAGAUUUAUCAACCAUGAAGAUAACUAAAAGCACUGCAUCUGUAGAAAGCACAACUGAAGACAAAGUAUCAGCUGAGAUAAGAACCAGCACUACACAUUAUCAAAGUACAGUUGUAGACAAAUCAACAUCUGAAAAAAUAACCACCACUGCAUCUCAUCAAAGUACAGUAGGAAACAUAACAACAGUUGCUGCAUUUACCAGUCAUGCUUCUGUUCAAAGUACAGUUGUUGAUAAUUCAACAGCUGAGCAAAUAAACACUAUAACACCAGAAGAAGUUACAACUGAAGAAAUAUCAACAAAAAUUGUUACUAGUAUGGCAGCUCAACAAAGUACAUCUGAUAAAAUAUCAGCAGCGGAGAAAACUCCAAGCAGUUCUUCUGAUUUUAGUACAGUUGAUGAUAAAUCCACAUCUCAAAAACAUACAAGUAGUACACCUGCAAUAGGUACAACUGUGCAUAUAUCAACACAGGAUAUAAUUACCAGUACUGCAGCUCAACCAACUACAUCUGCACAAAUUUCAACUGCAGAGAUAAUUACCAGUAGUACACCAAAACAAAGUACAGUUGGACACAUAUCAACAGAUGAGAUAAGGACCACUACUAUCCCUGAGCAAAGUACUGCUGUAAAUUUAUCAACCAUAAGGAUAACUAAAAGCACUGCAUCUGUAGAAAGCACAACUGAAGGCAAAGUAUCAGCUGAGAUAAGAACAAGCACUACACAUUAUCAAAGUACAGUUGUAGACAAAUCAACAUCUGAGAAAAUAACCACCACUGCAUCUCAGCAAAGUACAGUAGGAAACAUAACAACAGUUGCUGCAUUUACCAGUCCUGCUUCUGUUCUAAGUACAGUUGUUGAUAAUUCAACAGCUGAGCAAAUAACCACUUCAACACCAGAAGAAGUUACAACUGAAGAAAUAUCAACAGAAAUUAUUACUAGUAUGGCAGCUCAACAAAGUACGCCUGGAAAAAUAUCAACAGCAGAGAAAACUACAAGCAGUUCUUCUGAUUUUAGUACAGUUGAUGAUAAAUCCACAUCUCAAAAACAUACCAGUAGUACACCUGCAAUAGGUACAACUGUGCGUAUAUCAACACAGGAUAUAAUUACCAGUACUGCAUCUCAACCAACUACAUCUUCACAAAUUUCAACAUCUGAGAUAAUUACCAGUAGUACACCAAAACAAAGUACAGUUGGACACAUAUCAACAGCUGAGAUAAGGACCACCACUAUCCCUGAGCAAAGUACUGCUGUAGAUUUAUCAACCAUGAAGAUAACUAAAAGCACUGCAUCUGUAGAAAGCACAACUGAAGACAAAGUAUCAGCUGAGAUAAGAACCAGCACUACACAUGAUCAAAGUACAGUUGUAGACAAAUCAACAUCUGAAAAAAUAACCACCACUGCAUCUCAUCAAAGUACAGUAGGAAACAUAACAACAGUUGCUGCAUUUACCAGUCCUGUUUCUGUUCUAAGUACAGAUGUUGAUAAUUCAACAGCUGAGCAAAUAAACACUAUAACACCAGAAGAAGUUACAACUGAAGAAAUAUCAACAGAAAUUGUUACUAGUAUGGCAGCUCAACAAAGUACAUCUGAUACAAUAUCAACAGCGGAGAAAACUCAAAGCAGUUCUUCUGAUUUAAGUACAGUUGAUGAUAAAUCCACAUCUCAAAAACAUACAAGUAGUACACCUGCAAUAGGUACAACUGUGCGUAUAACAACACAGAAUAUAAUUACCAGUACUGCAGCUCAACCAACUACAUCUGCACAAAUUUCAACUGCAGAGAUAAUUACCAGUAGUACACCAAAACAAAGUACAGUUGGACACAUAUCAACAGAUGCGAUAAGGACCACUACUAUCCCUGAGCAAAGUACUGCUGUAGAUUUAUCAACCAUGAAGAUAACUAAAAGCACUGCAUCUGUAGAAAGCACAACUGAAUACAAAGUAUCAGCUGAGAUAAGAACAAGCACUACACAUUAUCAAAGUACGGUUGUAGACAAAUCAACAUCUGAGAAAAUAACCACCACGGCAUUACAGCAAAGUACAGUAGGAAACAUAACAACAGUUGCUGCAUUUACCAGUCCUGCUUCUGUUCUAAGUACAGUUGUUGAUAAAUCCACAUCUCAAAAACAUACAAGUAGUAUACCUGCAAAAGGUACAACUGUGCGUAUAUCAACACAGGAUAUAAUUACCAGUACUCCAGCUCAACCAACUACAUCUGCACAAAUUUCAACUGCAGAGAUAAUUACCAGUAGUACACCUAAACAUAGUACAGUUGGACACAUAUCAACAGCUGAGAUAAGGACCACCACUAUCCCUGAGCAAAGUACUGCUGUAGAUUUAUCAACCAUGAAGAUAACUAAAAGCACUGCAUCUGUAGAAAGCACAACUGACGACAAAGUAUCAGCUGAGAUAAGAACCAGCACUACACAUUAUCAAAGUACAGUUGUAGACAAAUCAACAUCUGAAAAAAUAACCACCACUGCAUCUCAUCAAAGUACAGUAGGAAACAUAACAACAGUUGCUGCAUUUACCAGUCCUGCUUCUGUUCUAAGUACAGUUGUUGAUAAUUCAACAGCUGAGCAAAUAAACACUAUAACACCAGAAGAAGUUACAACUGAAGAAUUAUCAACAGAAAUUAUUACUAGUAUGGCAGCUCAACAAAGUACACCUGGAAAAAUAUCAACAGCGGAGAAAACUACAAGCAGUUCUUCUGAUUUAAGUACAGUUGAUGAUAAAUCCACAUCUCAAAAACAUACAAGUAGUACACCUGCAAUAGGUACAACUGUGCGUAUAUCAACACAGGAUAUAAUUACCAGUACUGCAGCUCAACCAACUACAUCUGCACAAAUUUCAACUGCAGAGAUAAUUACCAGUAGUACACCAAAACAAAGUACAGUUGGACACAUAUCAACAGAUGAGAUAAGGACCACCACUAUCCCUGAGCAAAGCACUGCUGUAGAUGUAUCAACCAAGGAGAUAACUAAAAACACUGAAUCUGUAGAAAGCACAACUGAAGACAAAGUAUCAGUUGAGAUAAGAACAAGCACUACACAUGAUCAAAGUACAGCUGUAGACAAAUCAACAUCUGAGAAAAUAACCACCACUGCAUCUCAUCAAAGUACAGUAGGAAACAUAACAACAGUUGCUGCAUUUACCAGUCCUGCUUCUGUUCUAAGUACAGUUGUUGAUAAUUCAACAGCUGAGCAAAUAAACACUAUAACACCAGAAGAAGUUACAACUGAAGAAAUAUCAACAGAAAUUGUUACUAGUAUGGCAGCUCAACAAAGUACAUCUGAUAAAAUAUCAACAGCGGAGAAAACUCCAAGCAGUUCUUCUGAUUUAAGUACAGUUGAUGAUAAAUCCACAUCUCAAAAACAUACAAGUAGUACACCUGCAAUAGGUACAACUGUGCGUAUAACAACACAGAAUAUAAUUACCAGUACUGCAGCUCAACCAACUACAUCUGCACAAAUUUCAACUGCAGAGAUAAUUACCAGUAGUACACCAAAACAAAGUACAGUUGGACACAUAUCAACAGAUGAGAUAAGGACCACUACUAUCCCUGAGCAAAGUACUGCUGUAGAUUUAUCAACCAUGAAGAUAACUAAAAGCACUGCAUCUAUAGAAAGCACAACUGAAGACAAAGUAUCAGCUGAGAUAAGAACCAGCACUACACAUUAUCAAAGUACAGUUGUAGACAAAUCAACAUCUGAAAAAAUAACCACCACGGCAUUACAGCAAAGUACAGUAGGAAACAUAACAACAGUUGCUGCAUUUACCAGUCAUGCUUCUGUUCAAAGUACAGUUGUUGAUAAUUCAACAGCUGAGCAAAUAAACACUAUAACACCAGAAGAAGUUACAACUGAAGAAAUAUCAACAAAAAUUGUUACUAGUAUGGCAGCUCAACAAAGUACAUCUGAUAAAAUAUCAGCAGCGGAGAAAACUCCAAGCAGUUCUUCUGAUUUUAGUACAGUUGAUGAUAAAUCCACAUCUCAAAAACAUACAAGUAGUACACCUGCAAUAGGUACAACUGUGCAUAUAUCAACACAGGAUAUAAUUACCAGUACUGCAGCUCAACCAACUACAUCUGCACAAAUUUCAACUGCAGAGAUAAUUACCAGUAGUACACCAAAACAAAGUACAGUUGGACACAUAUCAACAGAUGAGAUAAGGACCACUACUAUCCCUGAGCAAAGUACUGCUGUAAAUUUAUCAACCAUAAGGAUAACUAAAAGCACUGCAUCUGUAGAAAGCACACCUGAAGGCAAAGUAUCAGCUGAGAUAAGAACAAGCACUACACAUUAUCAAAGUACAGUUGUAGACAAAUCAACAUCUGAGAAAAUAACCACCACUGCAUCUCAGCAAAGUACAGUAGGAAACAUAACAACAGUUGCUGCAUUUACCAGUCCUGCUUCUGUUCUAAGUACAGUUGUUGAUAAUUCAACAGCUGAGCAAAUAACCACUUCAACACCAGAAGAAGUUACAACUGAAGAAAUAUCAACAGAAAUUAUUACUAGUAUGGCAGCUCAACAAAGUACGCCUGGAAAAAUAUCAACAGCAGAGAAAACUACAAGCAGUUCUUCUGAUUUUAGUACAGUUGAUGAUAAAUCCACAUCUCAAAAACAUACCAGUAGUACACCUGCAAUAGGUACAACUGUGCGUAUAUCAACACAGGAUAUAAUUACCAGUACUGCAUCUCAACCAACUACAUCUUCACAAAUUUCAACAUCUGAGAUAAUUACCAGUAGUACACCAAAACAAAGUACAGUUGGACACAUAUCAACAGCUGAGAUAAGGACCACCACUAUCCCUGAGCAAAGUACUGCUGUAGAUUUAUCAACCAUGAAGAUAACUAAAAGCACUGCAUCUGUAGAAAGCACAACUGAAGACAAAGUAUCAGCUGAGCUAAGAACCAGCACUACACAUGAUCAAAGUACAGUUGUAGACAAAUCAACAUCUGAAAAAAUAACCACCACUGCAUCUCAUCAAAGUACAGUAGGAAACAUAACAACAGUUGCUGCAUUUACCAGUCCUGUUUCUGUUCUAAGUACAGAUGUUGAUAAUUCAACAGCUGAGCAAAUAAACACUAUAACACCAGAAGAAGUUACAACUGAAGAAAUAUCAACAGAAAUUGUUACUAGUAUGGCAGCUCAACAAAGUACAUCUGAUACAAUAUCAACAGCGGAGAAAACUCAAAGCAGUUCUUCUGAUUUAAGUACAGUUGAUGAUAAAUCCACAUCUCAAAAACAUACAAGUAGUACACCUGCAAUAGGUACAACUGUGCGUAUAACAACACAGAAUAUAAUUACCAGUACUGCAGCUCAACCAACUACAUCUGCACAAAUUUCAACUGCAGAGAUAAUUACCAGUAGUACACCAAAACAAAGUACAGUUGGACACAUAUCAACAGAUGCGAUAAGGACCACUACUAUCCCUGAGCAAAGUACUGCUGUAGAUUUAUCAACCAUGAAGAUAACUAAAAGCACUGCAUCUGUAGAAAGCACAACUGAAUACAAAGUAUCAGCUGAGAUAAGAACAAGCACUACACAUUAUCAAAGUACGGUUGUAGACAAAUCAACAUCUGAGAAAAUAACCACCACGGCAUUACAGCAAAGUACAGUAGGAAACAUAACAACAGUUGCUGCAUUUACCAGUCCUGCUUCUGUUCUAAGUACAGUUGUUGAUAAAUCCACAUCUCAAAAACAUACAAGUAGUAUACCUGCAAAAGGUACAACUGUGCGUAUAUCAACACAGGAUAUAAUUACCAGUACUCCAGCUCAACCAACUACAUCUGCACAAAUUUCAACUGCAGAGAUAAUUACCAGUAGUACACCUAAACAUAGUACAGUUGGACACAUAUCAACAGCUGAGAUAAGGACCACCACUAUCCCUGAGCAAAGUACUGCUGUAGAUUUAUCAACCAUGAAGAUAACUAAAAGCACUGCAUCUGUAGAAAGCACAACUGACGACAAAGUAUCAGCUGAGAUAAGAACCAGCACUACACAUUAUCAAAGUACAGUUGUAGACAAAUCAACAUCUGAAAAAAUAACCACCACUGCAUCUCAUCAAAGUACAGUAGGAAACAUAACAACAGUUGCUGCAUUUACCAGUCCUGCUUCUGUUCUAAGUACAGUUGUUGAUAAUUCAACAGCUGAGCAAAUAAACACUAUAACACCAGAAGAAGUUACAACUGAAGAAAUAUCAACAGAAAUUAUUACUAGUAUGGCAGCUCAACAAAGUACACCUGGAAAAAUAUCAACAGCGGAGAAAACUACAAGCAGUUCUUCUGAUUUAAGUACAGUUGAUGAUAAAUCCACAUCUCAAAAACAUACAAGUAGUACACCUGCAAUAGGUACAACUGUGCGUAUAUCAACACAGGAUAUAAUUACCAGUACUGCAGCUCAACCAAGUACAUCUGCACAAAUUUCAACUGCAGAGAUAAUUACCAGUAGUACACCAAAACAAAGUACAGUUGGACACAUAUCAACAGCUGAGAUAAGGACCACCACUAUCCCUGAGCAAAGCACUGCUGUAGAUGUAUCAACCAAGGAGAUAACUAAAAACACUGAAUCUGUAGAAAGCACAACUGAAGACAAAGUAUCAGUUGAGAUAAGAACAAGCACUACACAUGAUCAAAGUACAGCUGUAGACAAAUCAACAUCUGAGAAAAUAACCACCACUGCAUCUCAUCAAAGUACAGUAGGAAACAUAACAACAGUUGCUGCAUUUACCAGUCCUGCUUCUGUUCUAAGUACAGUUGUUGAUAAUUCAACAGCUGAGCAAAUAACCACUAUAACACCUGAAGAAAUUACAACCGUAGAAAUAUCAACACGUUUAGUUACCAGUACUGCAGCUCAACAAAGUACAUCUGGAAAGAUAUCAACAGCGGAGAAAACUACAAGCAGUGCUUCUGAUGUAAGUACAGUGGAUGAUAAAUCCACAUCUCAAAAACAUAUUAGUACACCUGCAAUACGUACAACUGUGGGUAUAUUAACAGAUGAAAUAAUUGCGAGUACCACUGCUCAAACAACUACAUCUGCACAAAUGUCAACUCCUGAGAUAAUUACCAGUAGUACACCUAAACAUAGUACAGUUGGACACAUAUCAACUGCUGAGAUAAUUACCACUACUAUUCCUGAGCAAAGCACUACUGUAGAUGUUUCCACCGUGGAGAUAACUAAAAGCACUGAAUCUGUAAAAAGCACAAUUGAAGACAAAGUAUCAGCUGAGAUAAGAACCAGCACUACACAUGAUCAAAGUACAGCUGUAGACAAAUCAACAUCUCAGAAAAUAACCAGCACUGCAUCCGAUCAAAUGACAAUAGGAAAUAUAUCAACAGUCGCUGCAAUUACCAGUUCUACUUCUGUUCUCAGUACAGUUGGCGAUAAAACAACAGCUGAGAAAAUAACCACUAUUACACCAGAAACAGUUACAACUGAAAAGAUAUCAACAGAAAUUGUUACCAGUAUGACAGCUCAACAAAGUACAUCUGGUAAAAUAUCAACAGCAGAGAAAACUACAAGCAGUGCUUCUGAUGUAAGUACAGUUGAUGAUAAAGCCACAACUCAAAAACAUUUGAGUAGUACACCUGCAACAGGUACAACUGUGCGUAUAUCAACACAGGAAAUAAUUACCAGUACUGCAGCUCAACCAACUACAUCUGCACAAAUUUCAACUGCUGAGAUAAGGACCACUACUAUCCCUGAGCAAAGUACUGUUGUAGAUUUAUCAACCAUGAAGAUAACUAAAAGCACUGCAUCUGUAGAAAGCACAACUGAAGACAAAGUAUCAGCUGAGAUAAGAACCAGCACUACACAUGAUCAAAGUACAGCUGUAGACAAAUCAACAUCUGAGAAAAUAACCACCACUGCAUCUCAUCAAAGUACAGUAGGAAACAUAACAACAGUUGCUGCAUUUACCAGUCCUGCUUCUGUUCUAAGUACAGUUGUUGAUAAUUCAACAGCUGAGCAAAUAAACACUAUAACACCAGAAGAAGUUACAACUGAAGAAAUAUCAACAGCAAUUGUUACUAGUAUGGCAGCUCAAAAAAGUACAUCUGGAAAAAUAUCAACAGCAGAGAAAACUACAAGCAGUGCUUCUGAUGUCAGUACAGUGGAUGAUAAAUCCACAUCUCAAAAACAUACAAGUAGUACACCUGCAAUAGGUACAACUGUGCGUAUAUCAACACAGGAUAUAAUUACCAGUACUGCAGCUCAACCAACUACAUCUGCACAAAUUUCAACUGCAGAGAUAAUUACCAGUAGUACACCAAAACAAAGUACAGUUGGACACAUAUCAACAGAUGAGAUAAGGACCACUACUAUCCCUGAGCAAAGCACUGCUGUAGAUGUAUCAACCAAGGAGAUAACUAAAAACACUGAAUCUGUAGAAAGCACAACUGAAGACAAAGUAUCAGCUGAGAUAAGAACCAGCACUACACAUGAACAAAGUACAGCUGUAGACAAAUCAACAUCUCAGAAAAUAACCAGCACUGCAUCCGAUCAAAUGACAAUAGGAAAUAUAUCAACAGUCGCUGCAAUUACCAGUUCUACUUCUGUUCUCAGUACAGUUGGCGAUAAAACAACAGCUGAGAAAAUGACCACUAUUACACCAGAAACAGUUACAACUGAAAAGAUUUCAACAGAAAUUGUUACCAGUAUGACAGCUCAACAAAGUACAUCUGGUAAAAUAUCAACUGCAGAGAAAACUACAAGCAGUGCUUCGGAUGUAAGUACAGUUGAUGAUAAAGCCACAUCUCAAAAACAUUUGAGUAGUACACCUGCAACAGGUACAACUGUGCGUAUAUCAACACAGGAAAUAAUUACCAGUACUGCAGCUCAACCAACUACAUCUGCACAAAUUUCAACUGCAGAGAUAAUUACCAGUAGUACACCAAAACAAAGUACAGUUGGACACAUAUCAACAGAUGAGAUAAGGACCACUACUAUCCCUGAGCAAAGUACUGCUGUAGAUGUAUCAACCAUGAAGAUAACUAAAAGCACUGCAUCUGUAGAAAGCACAACUGAAGACAAAGUAUCAGCUGAGAUAAGAACAAGCACUACACAUGAUCAAAGUACAGCUGUAGACAAAUCAACAUCUCAGAAAAUAACCAGCACUGCAUCCGAUCAAAUGACAAUAGGAAAUAUAUCAACAGUCGCUGCAAUUACCAGUUCUACUUCUGUUCUCAGUACAGUUGGCGAUAAAACAACAGCUGAGAAAAUAACCACUAUUACACCAGAAACAGUUACAACUGAAAAGAUAUCAACAGAAAUUGUUACCAGUAUGACAGCUCAACAAAGUACAUCUGGUAAAAUAUCAACAGCAGAGAAAACUACAAGCAGUGCUUCUGAUGUAAGUACAGUUGAUGAUAAAGCCACAACUCAAAAACAUUUGAGUAGUACACCUGCAACAGGUACAACUGUGCGUAUAUCAACACAGGAAAUAAUUACCAGUACUGCAGCUCAACCAACUACAUCUGCACAAAUUUCAACUGCUGAGAUAAGGACCACUACUAUCCCUGAGCAAAGUACUGUUGUAGAUUUAUCAACCAUGAAGAUAACUAAAAGCACUGCAUCUGUAGAAAGCACAACUGAAGACAAAGUAUCAGUUGAGAUAAGAACAAGCACUACACAUGAUCAAAGUACAGCUGUAGACAAAUCAACAUCUGAGAAAAUAACCACCACUGCAUCUCAUCAAAGUACAGUAGGAAACAUAACAACAGUUGCUGCAUUUACCAGUCCUGCUUCUGUUCUAAGUACAGUUGUUGAUAAUUCAACAGCUGAGCAAAUAACCACUAUAACACCAGAAGAAAUUACAACCGUAGAAAUAUCAACACGUUUAGUUACCAGUACUGCAGCUCAACAAAGUACAUCUGGAAAGAUAUCAACAGCGGAGAAAACUACAAGCAGUGCUUCUGAUGUAAGUACAGUGGAUGAUAAAUCCACAUCUCAAAAACAUAUUAGUACACCUGCAAUACGUACAACUGUGGGUAUAUUAACAGAUGAAAUAAUUGCGAGUACCACUGCUCAAACAACUACAUCUGCACAAAUGUCAACUCCUGAGAUAAUUACCAGUAGUACACCUAAACAUAGUACAGUUGGACACAUAUCAACUGCUGAGAUAAUUACCACUACUAUUCCUGAGCAAAGCACUACUGUAGAUGUUUCCACCGUGGAGAUAACUAAAAGCACUGAAUCUGUAAAAAGCACAACUGAAGACAAAGUAUCAGCUGAGAUAAGAACCAGCACUACACAUGAUCAAAGUACAGCUGUAGACAAAUCAACAUCUCAGAAAAUAACCAGCACUGCAUCCGAUCAAAUGACAAUAGGAAAUAUAUCAACAGUCGCUGCAAUUACCAGUUCUACUUCUGUUCUCAGUACAGUUGGCGAUAAAACAACAUCUGAGAAAAUGACCACUAUUACACCAGAAACAGUUACAACUGAAAAGAUAUCAACAGAAAUUGUUACCAGUAUGACAGCUCAACAAAGUACAUCUGGUAAAAUAUCAACAGCAGAGAAAACUACAAGCAGUGCUUCUGAUGUAAGUACAGUUGAUGAUAAAGCCACAACUCAAAAACAUUUGAGUAGUACACCUGCAACAGGUACAACUGUGCGUAUAUCAACACAGGAAAUAAUUACCAGUACUGCAGCUCAACCAACUACAUCUGCACACAUUUCAACUGCUGAGAUAAGGACCACUACUAUCCCUGAGCAAAGUACUGCUGUAGAUUUAUCAACCAUGAAGAUAACUAAAAGCACUGCAUCUGUAGAAAGCACAACUGAAGACAAAGUAUCAGUUGAGAUAAGAACAAGCACUACACAUGAUCAAAGUACAGCUGUAGACAAAUCAACAUCUGAGAAAAUAACCACCACUGCAUCUCAUCAAAGUACAGUAGGAAACAUAACAACAGUUGCUGCAUUUACCAGUCCUGCUUCUGUUCUAAGUACAGUUGUUGAUAAUUCAACAGCUGAGCAAAUAACCACUAUAACACCAGAAGAAAUUACAACCGUAGAAAUAUCAACACGUUUAGUUACCAGUACUGCAGCUCAACAAAGUACAUCUGGAAAGAUAUCAACAGCGGAGAAAACUACAAGCAGUGCUUCUGAUGUAAGUACAGUGGAUGAUAAAUCCACAUCUCAAAAACAUAUUAGUACACCUGCAAUACGUACAACUGUGGGUAUAUUAACAGAUGAAAUAAUUGCGAGUACCACUGCUCAAACAACUACAUCUGCACAAAUGUCAACUCCUGAGAUAAUUACCAGUAGUACACCUAAACAUAGUACAGUUGGACACAUAUCAACUGCUGAGAUAAUUACCACUACUAUUCCUGAGCAAAGCACUACUGUAGAUGUUUCCACCGUGGAGAUAACUAAAAGCACUGAAUCUGUAAAAAGCACAACUGAAGACAAAGUAUCAGCUGAGAUAAGAACCAGCACUACACAUGAUCAAAGUACAGCUGUAGACAAAUCAACAUCUCAGAAAAUAACCAGCACUGCAUCCGAUCAAAUGACAAUAGGAAAUAUAUCAACAGUCGCUGCAAUUACCAGUUCUACUUCUGUUCUCAGUACAGUUGGCGAUAAAACAACAGCUGAGAAAAUGACCACUAUUACACCAGAAACAGUUACAACUGAAAAGAUAUCAACAGAAAUUGUUACCAGUAUGACAGCUCAACAAAGUACAUCUGGUAAAAUAUCAACAGCAGAGAAAACUACAAGCAGUGCUUCUGAUGUAAGUACAGUUGAUGAUAAAGCCACAACUCAAAAACAUUUGAGUAGUACACUUGCAAUAGGUACAACUGUGCGUAUAUCAACACAGGAUAUAAUUACCAGUACUGCAGCUCAACCAACUACAUCUGCACAAAUUUCAACUGCUGAGAUAAGGACCACUACUAUCCCUGAGCAAAGUACUGCUGUAGAUUUAUCAACCAUGAAGAUAACUAAAAGCACUGCAUCUGUAGAAAGCACAACUGAAGACAAAGUAUCAGCUGAGAUAAGAACAAGCACUACACAUUAUCAAAGUACAGUUGUAGACAAAUCAACAUCUGAGAAAAUAACCACCACUGCAUCUCAUCAAAGUACAGUAGGAAACAUAACAACAGUUGCUGCAUUUACCAGUCCUGCUUCUGUUCUAAGUACAGUUGUUGAUAAUUCAACAGCUGAGCAAAUAACCACUAUAACACCAGAAGAAAUUACAACCGUAGAAAUAUCAACACGUUUAGUUACCAGUACUGCAGCUCAACAAAGUACAUCUGGAAAGAUAUCAACAGCGGAGAAAACUACAAGCAGUGCUUCUGAUGUAAGUACAGUGGAUGAUAAAUCCACAUCUCAAAAACAUAUUAGUACACCUGCAAUACGUACAACUGUGGGUAUAUUAACAGAUGAAAUAAUUGCGAGUACCACUGCUCAAACAACUACAUCUGCACAAAUGUCAACUCCUGAGAUAAUUACCAGUAGUACACCUAAACAUAGUACAGUUGGACACAUAUCAACUGCUGAGAUAAUUACCACUACUAUUCCUGAGCAAAGCACUACUGUAGAUGUUUCCACCGUGGAGAUAACUAAAAGCACUGAAUCUGUAAAAAGCACAACUGAAGACAAAGUAUCAGCUGAGAUAAGAACCAGCACUACACAUGAUCAAAGUACAGCUGUAGACAAAUCAACAUCUCAGAAAAUAACCAGCACUGCAUCCGAUCAAAUGACAAUAGGAAAUAUAUCAACAGUCGCUGCAAUUACCAGUUCUACUUCUGUUCUCAGUACAGUUGGCGAUAAAACAACAUCUGAGAAAAUGACCACUAUUACACCAGAAACAGUUACAACUGAAAAGAUAUCAACAGAAAUUGUUACCAGUAUGACAGCUCAACAAAGUACAUCUGGUAAAAUAUCAACAGCAGAGAAAACUACAAGCAGUGCUUCUGAUGUAAGUACAGUUGAUGAUAAAGCCACAACUCAAAAACAUUUGAGUAGUACACCUGCAACAGGUACAACUGUGCGUAUAUCAACACAGGAAAUAAUUACCAGUACUGCAGCUCAACCAACUACAUCUGCACACAUUUCAACUGCUGAGAUAAGGACCACUACUAUCCCUGAGCAAAGUACUGCUGUAGAUUUAUCAACCAUGAAGAUAACUAAAAGCACUGCAUCUGUAGAAAGCACAACUGAAGACAAAGUAUCAGUUGAGAUAAGAACAAGCACUACACAUGAUCAAAGUACAGCUGUAGACAAAUCAACAUCUGAGAAAAUAACCACCACUGCAUCUCAUCAAAGUACAGUAGGAAACAUAACAACAGUUGCUGCAUUUACCAGUCCUGCUUCUGUUCUAAGUACAGUUGUUGAUAAUUCAACAGCUGAGCAAAUAACCACUAUAACACCAGAAGAAAUUACAACCGUAGAAAUAUCAACACGUUUAGUUACCAGUACUGCAGCUCAACAAAGUACAUCUGGAAAGAUAUCAACAGCGGAGAAAACUACAAGCAGUGCUUCUGAUGUAAGUACAGUGGAUGAUAAAUCCACAUCUCAAAAACAUAUUAGUACACCUGCAAUACGUACAACUGUGGGUAUAUUAACAGAUGAAAUAAUUGCGAGUACCACUGCUCAAACAACUACAUCUGCACAAAUGUCAACUCCUGAGAUAAUUACCAGUAGUACACCUAAACAUAGUACAGUUGGACACAUAUCAACUGCUGAGAUAAUUACCACUACUAUUCCUGAGCAAAGCACUACUGUAGAUGUUUCCACCGUGGAGAUAACUAAAAGCACUGAAUCUGUAAAAAGCACAAUUGAAGACAAAGUAUCAGCUGAGAUAAGAACCAGCACUACACAUGAUCAAAGUACAGCUGUAGACAAAUCAACAUCUCAGAAAAUAACCAGCACUGCAUCCGAUCAAAUGACAAUAGGAAAUAUAUCAACAGUCGCUGCAAUUACCAGUUCUACUUCUGUUCUAAGUACAGUUGGCGAUAAAACAACAGCUGAGAAAAUGACCACUAUUACACCAGAAACAGUUACAACUGAAAAGAUAUCAACAGAAAUUGUUACCAGUAUGACAGCUCAACAAAGUACAUCUGGUAAAAUAUCAACAGCAGAGAAAACUACAAGCAGUGCUUCUGAUGUAAGUACAGUUGAUGAUAAAGCCACAACUCAAAAACAUUUGAGUAGUACACCUGCAAUAGGUACAACUGUGCGUAUAUCAACACAGGAAAUAAUUACCAGUACUGCAGCUCAACCAACUACAUCUGCACAAAUUUCAACUGCUGAGAUAAGGACCACUACUAUCCCUGAGCAAAGUACUGUUGUAGAUUUAUCAACCAUGAAGAUAACUAAAAGCACUGCAUCUGUAGAAAGCACAACUGAAGACAAAGUAUCAGCUGAGAUAAGAACCAGCACUACACAUGAUCAAAGUACAGUUGUAGACAAAUCAACAUCUGAGAAAAUAACCACCACUGCAUCUCAUCAAAGUACAGUAGGAAACAUAACAACAGUUGCUGCAUUUACCAGUCCUGCUUCUGUUCUAAGUACAGUUGUUGAUAAUUCAACAGCUGAGCAAAUAACCACUAUAACACCAGAAGAAAUUACAACCGUAGAAAUAUCAACACGUUUAGUUACCAGUACUGCAGCUCAACAAAGUACAUCUGGAAAGAUGUUAACAGCGGAGAAAACUACAAGCAGUGCUUCUGAUGUAAGUACAGUGGAUGAUAAAUCCACAUCUCAAAAACAUAUUAGUACACCUGCAAUACGUACAACUGUGGGUAUAUUAACAGAUGAAAUAAUUGCGAGUACCACUGCUCAAACAACUACAUCUGCACAAAUGUCAACUCCUGAGAUAAUUACCAGUAGUACACCUAAACAUAGUACAGUUGGACACAUAUCAACUGCUGAGAUAAUUACCACUACUAUUCCUGAGCAAAGCACUACUGUAGAUGUUUCCACCGUGGAGAUAACUAAAAGCACUGAAUCUGUAAAAAGCACAACUGAAGACAAAGUAUCAGCUGAGAUAAGAACCAGCACUACACAUGAUCAAAGUACAGCUGUAGACAAAUCAACAUCUCAGAAAAUAACCAGCACUGCAUCCGAUCAAAUGACAAUAGGAAAUAUAUCAACAGUCGCUGCAAUUACCAGUUCUACUUCUGUUCUAAGUACAGUUGGCGAUAAAACAACAGCUGAGAAAAUGACCACUAUUACACCAGAAACAGUUACAACUGAAAAGAUAUCAACAGAAAUUGUUACCAGUAUGACAGCUCAACAAAGUACAUCUGGUAAAAUAUCAACAGCAGAGAAAACUACAAGCAGUGCUUCUGAUGUAAGUACAGUUGAUGAUAAAGCCACAACUCAAAAACAUUUGAGUAGUACACCUGCAAUAGGUACAACUGUGCGUAUAUCAACACAGGAUAUAAUUACCAGUACUGCAGCUCAACCAACUACAUCUGCACAAAUUUCAACUGCUGAGAUAAGGACCACUACUAUCCCUGAGCAAAGUACUGUUGUAGAUUUAUCAACCAUGAAGAUAACUAAAAGCACUGCAUCUGUAGAAAGCACAACUGAAGACAAAGUAUCAGCUGAGAUAAGAACCAGCACUACACAUGAUCAAAGUACAGUUGUAGACAAAUCAACAUCUGGGAAAAUAACCACCACUGCAUCUCAUCAAAGUACAGUAGGAAACAUAACAACAGUUGCUGCAUUUACCAGUCCUGCUUCUGUUCUAAGUACAGUUGUUGAUAAUUCAACAGCUGAGCAAAUAACCACUAUAACACCAGAAGAAAUUACAACCGUAGAAAUAUCAACACGUUUAGUUACCAGUACUGCAGCUCAACAAAGUACAUCUGGAAAGAUAUCAACAGCGGAGAAAACUACAAGCAGUGCUUCUGAUGUAAGUACAGUGGAUGAUAAAUCCACAUCUCAAAAACAUAUUAGUACACCUGCAAUACGUACAACUGUGGGUAUAUUAACAGAUGAAAUAAUUGCGAGUACCACUGCUCAAACAACUACAUCUGCACAAAUGUCAACUCCUGAGAUAAUUACCAGUAGUACACCUAAACAUAGUACAGUUGGACACAUAUCAACUGCUGAGAUAAUUACCACUACUAUUCCUGAGCAAAGCACUACUGUAGAUGUUUCCACCGUGGAGAUAACUAAAAGCACUGCAUCUGUAAAAAGCACAAUUGAAGACAAAGUAUCAGCUGAGAUAAGAACCAGCACUACACAUGAUCAAAGUACAGCUGUAGACAAAUCAACAUCUCAGAAAAUAACCAGCACUGCAUCCGAUCAAAUGACAAUAGGAAAUAUAUCAACAGUCGCUGCAAUUACCAGUUCUACUUCUGUUCUCAGUACAGUUGGCGUUAAAUCAACAGCUGAGAAACUGACCACUAUUACACCAGAAACAGUUACAACUGAAAAAAUAUCAACAGCAAUUGUUACCAGUAUGACAGCUCAACAAAGUACAUCUGGUAAAAUAUCAACAGCAGAGAAAACUACAAGCAGUGCUUCUGAUGUAAGUACAGUUGAUGAUAAAUCCACAUCUCAAAAACAUACAAGUAGUACACCUGCAACAGGUACAACUGUGGGUAUAUCAACACAGGAUAUAAUUACCAGAACUGUUGCUCAAACAACUACAUCUGCACAAAUGUCAACUGCUGAGAUAAUUACCAGUAGUACACCAAAACAUAGUACAGUUGGACACAUAUCAACUGCUGAGAUAAGGACCACCACUAUCCCUGAGCAAAGUACUGCUGUAGGUGUAUUAACCACGGAGAUAACUAAAAGCACUGCAUCUGUAAAAAGCACAACUGAAGAAAAAGUAACAGCUGAGAUAAGAACAAGCACUACACGUGAACAAAGUACAGCUGUAGACAAAUCAACAUCUCAGAAAAUAACCAGCACUGCAUCCGAUAAAAAAAGUACUGUAGGAAACAUAUCAACAGUUGCUACAUUUACCAGUCCUGCUUCUGUUCUCAGUACAGUUGGCGAUAAAUCAACGGCUGAGAAAAUGACUAAUACUACACCUAAGCAAAGUACUGCUAUAGGCAUUUCUACCACAGAGAUAACUAAAAGUACUGUGAUCAAUCCAGCAAUUAGCAUUACUACACAAACCACAGAUGCUACAGUAGCACAGACUCCCAAUACUAUGAAUCCAGUAAUAUCUAUAUCAACAUCUUUGCCUACUGUAAAUACUGCAAGCACUGCGUAUAUUCCUUUGACAACAUCUUUUGAACGAAUGACUGCAACAGCCACAAAAAACACAAGCAUUACAUCUCCUUUCGAACGUUUGACAUCAUCAUCCAUUUGGGCUAACUCUACCUCCACUGCCAUAACUACUGCAUUAAUUGUUACUUGCAAUCUACAAUGUAUCAAUGGCCAAUGUUACAUCAAGCCUGGAACUAUGAAUCCUGUGUGCCGGUGCAACAGCGGCUUUGUUCCUGAUCGUGAACAGAGGAUGUGUAUUGAUGUCAAUGAAUGUGAGCUGAAUAUCUGUCAGCAGCAGUGUUCCAACACAAUUGGUGGAUAUUCGUGCUCCUGUUGGGAUGGUUAUUAUGAAAAUCCAGACAACAGUGCACAGUGCAUCCAAAAUGAUUAUUGUAAAAACUCUCCAUGUGUCAAUGGACAAUGUCUGAAUGGUGUAUAUGAUUAUAUCUGUCUCUGUAACAACGGAUGGGAAGGACCUUCAUGUAAUACAGACAUUGAUGAAUGUGUCAAGAAUAAUCCCUGCAGUUCUCGGAGUAUCUGUGUGAAUCACCCCGGCACCUAUGAAUGUGUCUGCAGUCCAGGAUGGACGGGACCAGUAUGUACAAUAGAUGUUGACGAGUGUUUGACCAGUCCUUGUAAAUAUGGAGCAUGCUUUAACACCAUAGGAAGUUAUGUAUGUCUUUGUGAUCCGGGUUUCACUGGUGUAAACUGUGAUGAUGAUAUUGAUGAAUGUCUGAGCAGCCCCUGCAGGAAUGGCGCCACUUGCAAUAAUUUGGUCAAUGCCUUUUCCUGCUCCUGUGUUCCUGGAUUCACCGGCAGAUUCUGUGAAAUAAAUAUUAAUGAUUGCACUAGAACUUCAUGUCACAAUGGUGGAUUCUGCAUUGAUCUAAUAAAUGAUUUCUUCUGCUCAUGUCCUUCUAACUGGGAAGGAAAGCGCUGUAACACAGAUGUGGAUGAAUGUUUGAAUGGACGUAACGGAUGCAGCCUUAAUGCACAAUGCAUAAACCAUCCAGGAUCAUAUGAGUGCAAGUGCAAUUCUGGCUACCAAGGGAAUGGAUAUAUAUGCAAUGAGGACAGACUAUUUGAAUAUAAAAGUGGGCGCAGAGCAACACAGCGCUACAAGGAUUUUGUCUCUCCGCUGAUUAAUGUCCCAUCGGGCUUUCCUUUUGGUGCUUCAUUUUACAACACAUUGUAUUUCACAGACAAUGGAGUUAUUAUUUUCCAACGUAAUUAUUAUGAUCCUAUUUAUACAAUGAGUUACCCUCAUAGCUCUUUCUACAACAACGACUACUCUACUCCGCCCAUGAUUGCUGUGUUCUGGGCAGAUGCUGAUUUCUCCCGUAUGGGGGAGCUAUACUACCAGGUAUAUGACUUCCAGGCAUCACAAUAUCAAAAUAUGAUCUUCAAAAGCAAACUUGAAUCUGAGAUUAAGGAGUAUUUCCCUUACCUGAAUUUUAAAGCCACCUGGGCAAUAAAGAUAAGUUGGGUGGAUGUUCUUCCAUAUCCUGCAUAUCAGUUCAACUCCGCAGAGACAAGCACCUACCAAGCUGUACUAGUCACAGAUGGCAUCUUCUCUUUCUGUCUGAUGCGAUAUGCUGAUGGCGGAAUGAACUGGCGAUAUUAUUCACUGCCUACAUACUACAUGCCAAAACUGGGCUACUUCAGCGGAGAACCUUCAUACUAUAAUCCUGCUCCUAAUUUCCCAGCAUUUAAUGACCCACAAACUGACCAUUAUGCUAGUAUCCAGAAGAGAUACACUCCGGAUCGGUAUCAAGGAUACAAUACGGAAAAAAGGGGCUAUUGGGCCUAUCGUCUGGAAUAUAAUGCAGCCUACAGGGUAAACCCUCGGCAACAAUGUCGUAACUGGUAUUACAAUGAGAUGUAUUCAAACAUAUACCCAUCCUGGAUUUAUUAUGCACGCCCAUGUCCGUGCUCAUACCAGCAAGCUAUAUUUGAUACUUCUGCUUAUACACGGGCAAGUCGUCUACAAGGGUAUGGAUUUCAGCAGAAAAACACAGAUUUGUACAGCUUGUCCUACACCUUCCAGAGCGCAUUUUCUGUCUGGUAUGGAGGGGGCACAAGAUGUUACUACAAUUACUGGGGAAGUCUGGCCUAUGGAGAGAAAGAAAGAUAUUUACCAACCCCCUGGGAGUAUGAAAACAGUUGGCUCAGGGCGCAGAACCCAUACUAUUAUUAUAAUUACUAUUAUGGCAAUGUUUAUCUACCACAACUGACUCAAGAAAGGAAACAAUACAAAGAAAAUGAAGUUGAUCCUUACAACAACUGCUGCAGGUACUCUGGCUCUUCCCAACUCUGUUCUAUGUACCGAGAGAGAAGACCUUAUGACUACUGCUUUGGAUACAUUCCUCCAGAUUUUGGAUUCACAUUUGGAGACCCCCACAUCAACACUAUGGAUGGUGUCCAAUAUACAUUCAAUGGCUUGGGAGAGUUUAUCUUGACCAAUGUUAGAGAUGAGAAUGACACAGAGAUCUUUAGCCUCCAGGGACGCACAGCCAGGGCCGGCAAUGGCACACAGGCCACCAACUUUGUAGGAUUGGCUGCAUUAAUUCAAAAUGAGACCACGGUUGAGUGGAUACUGCAGGACAGCAACACAAUAAUUGUGAAGAUAAAUGGAUCUGAAUUUACUUUACCAGACAAUUCUACAUAUAUCAGCAAAGUGACUCUGGAGAGGACAAGUAAAGAGGAAAUACAAGCCUCAUUUGAGGGUGGGAUCUCAGUCACAGUGUCUGCUAAGGUGGGAGCCUUGAGCUUUGAUACAAUGUUAGAGCCUACUUACAAGAACAAAACUAAAGGUCUUCUGGGUGUGUUCAAUGAUGACCCAACAGAUGAUCUAAUAGCUGCUAAUGGAACUAAACUGGAAUAUAAUGGUGUAAAACUUCCCAACGAAUCAGUGAUCUUUGAAAUUGGAAUGACGUGGAAGAUUACGCCUUUGAACAGCAUUUUCAUCUACAAUGGAACAGAUGGGGAAUCCUGGGACACCUACAACAAUAAUACCUUUGUGCCACUGUUUUAUGAUGAGCUACUAGUGAACAGUGACCCUGACACUAUCAAGAGGGCAAAUGAGACGUGUAAUGGAAAUGAUGAGUGUAUCUUUGACAUCCUGAGUACUGGAGAUUUUGCAGUGGGAGAAGCUACAUUGGGUAGUGUCAUCGCAGCUGUUGAACAGAAGACCACAAUGAAAAACUUUCCUCCCAAUGUAACUGGACCUCGCACCAUCAGCACUCAGCUCUUCCAGCCGGUGACAGUGUAUUACACAGCCACUGAUGACAAUGGCGAUACUGUUAUAUUCUCUCUGCUGACUGUUUCCCCUGACAUCAAUAUAACAGCGGAUGGAGUAUUGGUGUGGAUUCCCACCAGCUCAGCACCUAUUAAUGUCACUAUAGCUGCUAAUGAUUCCAAGAUCGUCACUGAAGUAAUCCUAACACUGGUGCUCUGUAACUGCAGCAACAGUGGCAGCUGCCUGUAUGACAGUGCAACAAGCCUAGGAAAUGAGACCACAACCUUUCAGGUGGCUGGAUGUAACUGUUCUGCUGCAUGGACAGGAAGGUACUGUCAAGAAGACUUUGAUGGUUGUGCAGAAAACAAAUGUUUUGAUAACAGUACCUGUGAAGACAUCAAGGCUCCAGAUGAAGGUUUCACUUGUGGUCCAUGUCCUGCUGGUCUAACUGGAGAUGGAAUAACUUGCACUGAUAUAAAUGAGUGCUAUCUCAAUACAUCAACGUGUCAGCAAAUCUGCAAUGAUUUCCUGGGGGGAUACAACUGCAGCUGUGAUGAAGGCUAUGUGGUGAAUGCACUGAACAGCUCCAUGUGUGACGACAUUGAUGAAUGCGCAAAUGCCACAUCUCCAUGUACUCAAAAUGCCAACUGUACAAACCUCCCUGGAAAUUACAGCUGUCAGUGUUUACCUGGGUACGAGGGAGAGCCAUACAGAUUUUGUGUUGAUAUCAAUGAGUGUGCCCUUAAUGUGACCAGCUGUCCCACUGAGUCAGUGUGCAUUAAUACUGAGGGGUCCUUCCUAUGUGAGUGUCUACGUGGAUACAGUGGAGCCAACUGCACUGAUAUUAAUGAAUGUCUGGAGAAUACUACCUGCCCUUCGUAUUCCACCUGCUUUAACACACUCGGCUCUUACCACUGUGACUGUGAGGCAGGUUAUGGUGGUGAGAAAUGCACAGACAUUGAUGAGUGCUUCCUUGGAGUGAACAAUUGCAGCUUAUGGGCAGACUGUUACAACACAGAAGGAUCCUAUAUAUGUACAUGCAGGAGUGGAUACUCCGGUGAUGGGAUGCAUUGUGUAGAUAUUGAUGAGUGUUAUAUAGAUCCUUUGAUCUGUCGAUUACAUGCAACCUGUAGCAACACCAAUGGCAGCUAUGACUGCUUUUGCAAUUUUGGAUACACCCUUGAGAAUGGAACCUGUAUAGAUAUUGAUGAAUGCAGCUUUCCACAAUACUGUCAAGGUACAGAUAGAAGCUGCAUAAACACAGAGGGCAGUUUUACAUGUGUGUGUCAUCCAGGUUACCAACACGUCAAUGAGAGUUGCAUAGAUAUCGAUGAGUGUAUUUCUCCAGGACUUAACAACUGCUCUGUAAAUGCUGUCUGCUCCAAUGUGGCUGGCUCAUUCCACUGUGAUUGCAUGACAAACUACACUGGGGAUGGUGUGAACUGUACAGUUAUUGAUGAGUGCCUCUUAAACACAACACACUGUGAACAGAUUUGCACCAGUUUUCUGGGUGGACACAUCUGCAGUUGUGAGAAUGGCUACAAAGUGAAUGAACGGAACAACUCCAAGUGUGACGAUGUUGAUGAAUGUGCCAAUACUACGUUUCCAUGUGCUGUAAAUGCCAAUUGUACUAACUUACCUGGAAACUACUCCUGUGAGUGUCUCCCUGGAUAUGAAGGUGACGGCAAGCACCAGUGUGUUGCAAGACAUACCACAACUUCAGUUUCUACUAUAACUCUACCUAACAAUGGAACAACAAGUACUGUGACAACAAUACGGACUACAACGCCAACUAUCAUUGAGUCUACUGUGACCAGAGUAGUGCCAGUUACAAGCACCAGUGCAGUCACCUCUGUUGAAAAUACAGCAACAAUUCCAAUAGUAUCAGACAACAACACCAACGCCACUGCUCCUGGACCUAUGACAUAUACCAGUAGUGUAACUCCUGAUAAGAAUGCUACGAUUCAUGACACAAGUCCAACGUUACCUGGUAAUCAGACCAUUUUCAUAACUACAGUCCUUGAUACUAACACCAGAAGUGUAACAUCUGCUUUAAAUACAGUCACCCAUAGCACAUCUCCAACAGAAUCUACAAAGCAAACCACAAUCACCACUCCAGUACCUAUGACAGAUGUCAGUACUGUAACUCCUGGGACUAGUGCAACAAUUCAGAGCCCAAGUACAACAGUAGCAGAAAACCAGACCAUAAUUACCACGCCAGUAUCUAUGUCAGAUGUCGGCAGUGUAUCUCCUAAUAUAAAUUCAACAAUUCAGAGCCCAAGUUCAACAGUAGCAGAAAACCAGACCAUAAUGACCACCCCAGUACCUAUGUCAUAUGUUAGCAGUGUAUCUCCUGGUAUAAAUUCAACAAUUCAGAGCCCAAGUUCAACAGUAGCAGAAAGCCAGACCAUAAUUACCACUCCAGUUUCUGCCACAAACACCAGUUCUUUUACUUCUAGUUUAAAUACAAUAAUUUCAAGCACAAGUCAUACAGCAUAUAUAACCCAAACUACCAACACCUCUAUGACUACUGCAAUGCCUGUUAUCAGCACACCUGUCAUUUCAUCAACAGCAUCAACAACUAUAUCAUUAAUUACAUCAUCAUCAGCCACAACAUCAACCACUAAAUUAACAACUGCAUCAACCACUAAAUCAACUACAAUAUCAGCGACUAAAUCAACUGCAACCUCAACGACUACAUCAAGUAUAACAUCACCGACUACAUCAACUACAACCUCAGCGACUACAUCAACUACAACAUCACCAACUACAUCAACUACAACCUCAGCGACUAAAUCAACUGCAACCUCAACGACUACAUCAACUAUAACAUCACCGACUACAUCAACUACAACCUCAGCGACUACAUCAACUACAACAUCACCAACUACAUCAACUACAACCUCAGCGACUACUACAACUACAACAUCACCGACUACAUCAACUACAACCUCAGCCACUAAAUCAACUGCAACCUCAGUGACUACAUCUACUACAACCUCAGCGACUACAUCAACUACAACAUCACCGACUACAUCACCUACAACCUCAGCGACUAAAUCAACUACAUCCUCAACAGCUGAAACUACUACAACUUCAUCAACUUCAGCAAUCACAUUGUCCAGCACAAGUGGAAGUGUUAAUAAAGCUGUUCAACUCUUUGACUAUGGACUAGAUGAUGGAGACACACGCUAUAGCCGAAGAACAACAGACUUUACCUCUCCAUUGUUCCAACCGACAAUGGGAUUUCCUUUUGGUAACCAGAUAAGGAAUUAUGUAUAUUACACAGACAAUGGACAAAUCGUCUUUCCAAUAUCCAGAAAUAACAUCUUCUCUUACACUAACCCUCCACCUAAUGGGUUCAGUAUAGAUUAUACUGUUGCCUCAAUCGCUGUGUUUUGGAGUGAUGCAGACUGCUCCAAGGACGUGGGUACUACAUACUACCAGAUAUACAGCCAAAAACACAAUGCUGUAACUGAAAGAGUUGAGGGCAUGAUCAGGAGGUACAUGAACCCUUCAUACACCGCUCAGUGGACACUGAAAAUCACCUGGGAGAAUGUUCCCGAAUAUCCAGCAAAGGACAAUGAUAACAAGACCAACACAUACCAGGCUGUGCUGACCACUGAUGGGUUUGUCUCUUAUGUUCUGAUGUUGUAUAAAGAAGACAGCAUGAACUGGGAUGAGGCUGUACGCUUCCCCAAACCACUGAUUGGCUACUGCAGUGGGAACAGUGACAAUUUCUUCAGAAAUGAUAAUACAUCUGUGAAUAUAUACCGUCCAAACCACUAUAUAGGAAGCAAUUCAGAUUUACGAGGGCUCUGGAUAUAUUCACUGAAUAGUACAACUCUUGGUAACAGUCGUAUGCAGUGUCUCAACUGGAUUCAUGCUCAGCCUGCGCCCUCAUCAUGGAAUCUCAAUUUAUUGUCUUGUCCCUGUUUAUACAGGCAGGGACUCUCUGAUUUUCGGUUUAGAGUAACAAAAGCAGGUGAGACCGACAGUAUCAGCCUGCUUCGUAGCACAUUUCCUAAUCGGUAUAAUGCCGGUGUAAGGUGUGUGUAUUACCGCAAGAAUCAGUACCUAGAAGGCUACCAGGAACGAAUAUGGAGGUUCUCCUCUUCUGGUACUGACCCAGAGCUAGACGCAUAUGACUUGUGCUGCAAUCAAUUGGAAGAUCCCCAGUUUUGCUCAAUGUACAUGCAGAAGAGACCCCCAAUCAGCUGUAGAGAUUACAGACCUCUGAUUCCAGGAUGGAUGUUUGGCGAUCCCCAUAUUACCACCUUGGAUGGACUUAAUUACACUUUCAAUGGACUUGGAGAUUUUAUCCUUGUUAAUGCCUCUGAUACAGAUAUCUCCUUCAUGGUACAGGGACGUACAGUGCAAACCGGUGAAGCGUUGGCCACUAACUUCCAGGCUUUUGCUGUAAAUUACACCUCACCCAAUGCCAGUGUUAAAGUGGAGUGGUAUCUUGGAGAGAAUGACAGUAUAGCUGUUCUUCUAGAUGGUCAGAAUGUGUCAUUUACUCUGUCAGAUGACAUGGACGUAGAGAUCAACAAUACAAACCCAUCUGUCUUUCUACUAAAUGAUGGCUCCAUUACUGCAACCUUUGAGGGACUUCUAUCUGUGACAGUGUCAUCUUACUCCGAAAUGUUGAGCAUUGUAACCAGUCUUCCCAACAACUUCCUCUACAAAACCAAAGGCCUCCUGGGUAACUGGAACUAUGACCAGAGUGAUGAUUUCUUAAGUCCAAAUGGCACGAUUAUUCCCAGCAACAGCACAGAAGAAGAAAUAUUUUAUUAUGGAUUGCUGUGGGAGGUAACGGGGAAGAGUCUAUUUACCAAUGUACAAGAAAAAGGAAGGCGCGCAUUCAAACCAGUUUUCUUAAGUGAAUUGUCAGAACAAGAUCCAUCGACGUAUGCAGAUCUGCAGAUCAAGUGUGGUUACAGAACGGAAUGCAUCUAUGAUGCUAUGAGCACCAACAAUACUGACCUGGGCUUAGCAACUUUGAAGGUAUCAGACAUCUUUCAGGAAACCAACAGCACUCUGUAUGCUGUACCUCCUUCUAUUCAUGGCAAUGAGACCAUUCAGGCUUUCAUUACGAGCAGUGUUACAGUACAGUACAAUUCCAACCAUACAGGAGUCCUUUUUACUGCUGAUCCUGGUACAAAUUCUGAUAUCACUGUAACUGAUUGCAGGCUGCAAUUGCAGCAAUAACUAUACAGGAGAAUUCUGCCAAACCCCUCCUGAUCUGUGUGCACAAGGGUGUUUCCCCGGGGUAUCAUGUAACAGUACCACAGGCUGUGGGCCCUGUCCUGAUGGCUUCUCUGGGGAUGGAAUACAUUGCACAGGUGAUGGUUCCUGUGAUGAGUGUGAGGCAAAUUACUGUAGCAAUGGUGGCACGUGCACCAGGAUUGGGCCGUCUUGCACUCCUACAUGUCACUGUUUCCUGCCAUUCUCUGGUGAUAGAUGCAGAACAGGCAGCAACAGAUUCCAGGCACAAUUUAGCCCAGAUUUGAAAAAGAGGUCUGUAAAUUUAAGACUAACAUCUUCUGAAAGUAACUUUACUUUCCAAGAAGCAUAUGACAAGAUAAAAAAUAUUCUGAAUAAAGC